ACUAGAAGAUGUGCACGCGAGGUAGUCGCUAAUGGCGUUCUAGAACAACGUUCAUUGCUACGCUAACGCCGAUUGUAAACACAGUCCUACUCUCCUUUCGUGCAUGAUACACCACUACGCGGGUCGUCCAGCUAGCCGACUGACAAUGAAGUGACAAGCGUGAGCAGAUCACGUGAGACAAGACGGUCAGGUCACGUGUGAGUGUCCAUGCUGUAGAAUGGCUUCCGAUUUUCUCUACAAAUACGCGCUAUCCGCCGCUGCCGCUACGGUUGCUGAGACGGUGACAUUCCCCCUCGACCUGACAAAAACACGACUGCAAAUCCAAGGAGAGGGAGCCCCUAACCCCACAGCAUACCGCGGGAUGUUGAAGACCGCCCUGGGGAUAAUCCGAGAGGAAGGACCCCUCAAGCUCUGGCAAGGAGUCAGUCCGGCCGUACUACGACAUCUUGUUUACACUGGAUGUAGAAUGGGAUUCUAUGAGAAACUUCGAGAGGAUGUCUUUGGUCGAUCACUUGAUGGUCAUUUUCCAUUCUACAAAGCAGUACUGAGUGGUGGAAUCGCUGGAGCUGCUGCUCAAUUCAUUGCCAGUCCGACCGACCUCGUUAAGGUUCAAAUGCAGAUGGAAGGUCGACGUAAACUCGAAGGAAAGCCGGCCCGAGUUCGAGGCACUUUUCACGCAUUUUCAAGAAUUGUCAGUGAAGGAGGAAUACGCGCUCUGUGGAAAGGAUGGGCACCCAAUGUACAAAGGGCAGCUUUAGUAAACAUGGGCGACUUGACUACAUAUGACACGACCAAGCAGGCACUCUUACAAUAUACUCAUUUAGGGGAUAACUCAAUCACACAUUCUAUUGCUAGUGCAGCAUCGGGAUUAGUGGCAGCGACGGUCGGCACACCAGCCGACGUUGUUAAGACCCGGAUUAUGAAUCAGCCACAACUCUAUAGCUCAUCGUUGCAGUGUUUGAAGCUAACUGUGCAAAAUGAGGGCAUGCUGGCCCUUUGGAAGGGAUUUCUGCCUAUAUGGGCGAGGAUGGCUCCGUGGUCGUUGACAUUCUGGAUAUCGUACGAACAGAUUAGACGAAUUGCUGGAACAUCAUCUUUUUAACAAUAGUAUUAGCUAACAGUGCAAUUAUAUUAUUGUUGUAUUAUAUUAUUAACUUAA
This is a messenger RNA of Corticium candelabrum, 1159 nucleotides long. RefSeq names its product mitochondrial uncoupling protein 4-like. The transcript has a single exon. Gene Ontology annotation, molecular function: transmembrane transporter activity. Gene Ontology annotation, biological process: response to cold. Bases 218 to 1102 code for a protein of 294 amino acids. Lineage: Eukaryota; Metazoa; Porifera; Homoscleromorpha; Homosclerophorida; Plakinidae. The record is from RefSeq and is a predicted model, not a curated record.